Molecule: messenger RNA, 1506 nt
Organism: Peromyscus californicus insignis
Lineage: Eukaryota; Metazoa; Chordata; Mammalia; Rodentia; Cricetidae
Gene: CUNH10orf143
Product: chromosome unknown C10orf143 homolog
Exons: 4
Coding region: 645-968 (107 amino acids)
Source: RefSeq, a predicted model, not a curated record
GACAAGCUACCGCAGGAACCCUGGCCUAGUCUCCAAGAAGUCGGUGUGCAGCCUUCCGCAUAGCCGGGGCCUGGAGCCGCACCCCACUCCCGAUAUCUGUGGCCGUCCCUGCCCCCGGUGGUGCUCCCGGGGUCCUGCUCACGACCAGCUAGCAAAAAACAGCAGGGCGCUGCCCACAAGGCGGAGAUAGAAUUUGCGUUUUUCUCGCACCACCAAGCAAAGCUAUUAGCGGUCAGACCGCAACUCCCGGGCUAGCGCAGCCUCAGCCAUGCCUAUUGGUCUGCGGCUCCAUCAAUCAGAACUCAGUAACCAAUCAUAAGGGAAAAGAGGAGGGCGCGCCUCCCUCGGACCAAGGGUUGCAGAAGCCUGGCAAAUACUAAACAAACGACCUUUGGGACUGACUUUGUGAGCCGAGAAGCGACAAACUAGUUACAGCUUGCUAGGCAUCCACCUGUGGCGGGUGAACGAAGCCCUGCACCUCGGGCCGUAGGAGGCUCGAGUUUCGGCUACUCCUGCCUGCAGCCCUCGGUGGGGCACAGUCGCGGUCCCGCAGGCUACGCCCCACGCCUCCUCAUUGGCUCCUCCAGGCACGUGGUAGGGUGGUCCCGCCUCCGGGUGGCCUGAGAGGCGGCACGCAAAGCCGCAUGGACAGCUUGGCGCCAGGCCGAUGGAGACGACGGAGGAUCGAGGAGCUGCCGGUUGCAGGGGACGCGAAACGGGCAUGCUGGAGGUCAGAAGCUGGUGGGCAUGAGUACAGCAGCCACAUGGUAAGCACCUGUGCCCUGCUGUCUUGGAGCACAGAGGACCAGGAACCACGACCUCGAGGCCUGCCUGCACCGCGUCUGGAGUGUAGCCAGGAGAGGCCGAGCUCAGUGAUUCUGCAGAACAGCGGAAGGAGUUCAGCCCAGCCUUGCCUGAGAUGUAUUGCAGGGGAAUCUGGCCAUUUCAACCAUACCGGGGGUCAUUAGAAGAUGUGAUAGGAAGAAGGAAGAAGAUUCCAGUUGGGUUUGAAUCCUCGUACGAUGGCCAGUGCCAAUCCCUUACAGCGCUCCUAGGUGCCCAACCGUUCAAAUGACAGCCAGGGCUCCGUGCAGGGGUUGUUAGCCUCUCAGGUAAUCCAACUUUCUCCAGAGGGCCAGGCACAUCCUGAGCACAUCCUGGCUCACUGCGGCCUCUUUUCUCAUGUUCUGCUGGAGAAGAAAUUAUCUCGAAGUCAACAAAUUCUGUGUCAAACUGCCUAGAGGUUUUGGAGCCUUGUAGCUUAUGUAGUCAUAAGGCACAGCUGGAGAUCUCCCUGCCUUUGGAUUUUGGGGGUUGUUUCUGGACAUAACUGGGGUUGUUCUCAUACUCUUUUUAAUUAAAAGACUUAUUUUUAUAUUUAGAAUGCUGUAUAAUCUUGAAGUGAAUUUUACUAAAUGUUAAUGUCCAAUCAAACCGUGUAAUUCUCCAACUGUAAUUAUGAGGGACAGAACCCCAUUGAUAUUAAAAUGGAAAUUGUGGACAGCU